This is a messenger RNA of Taeniopygia guttata (zebra finch), 5221 nucleotides long. Lineage: Eukaryota; Metazoa; Chordata; Aves; Passeriformes; Estrildidae. The record is from RefSeq and is a predicted model, not a curated record.
CUCCUCCCCCCGUGCGUGCCCAUCUUUGCAUCCCCACUCUUCUCCCUCCGCUGCUCCGGAUCGAUCGCGGCCGCGCUCUGCCAAGGGCCGGGCGGGCACUGGGCGGGCAGCGAGGACGAGCCCGCCGUGUUUUGCCGAUCAAGGGUGUCCCUUUGGAGCUCGGCGAGGUGCUGCUGGCGGGAUGUGAUCGCAUAGCAACGCAGCAGCUGGAGGAGCAGAGCAGCGGUGCCGAGCCUCAGCAUGCAUCCCUGGCACAGGGGCUCCUCUGCUGAUUCACACGCGCAGCCCCGCUGCCCCCGCGCCUCAGACCCGGCCGCCUCGCAAGGUGCUCCAUCCCCAUGACCAUCAGCUCUGAUGCAGCCCCUGGUGAUGCAGGAAUGGCUCCAUGUGCUCCCGCCGUGUCCUGAGUGGCACACCCCGGAGCAGGCGCAGCCCAGCAGCCCUGCCUGCCCGCUGCCUCAGGUUGAAGCCUCACAGGAUGGUGCAGGACCUUCGUGUGUAACCCCCCGGGCUCCAAGCGGUGCUGCCAGGCCCCAGGCCCCUCUGGAGAUGAAUCUUUGCUGGAACGAGAUUAAAAAAAAAUCCCACAGCCUUCGGGCUCGGCUGGAGGCCUUCUCUGACCACAGUGGGAAGCUGCAGGUGCCUCUCCAGGAGAUCAUUGACUGGCUGGGGCAGAAGGAUGAGGAGCUGUCGGCACAGCUGCCCCUGCGGGGCGAUGUUCUCCUGGUGCAGCAGGAGAAGGAGACACACACGGCUUUCAUGGAAGAAGUGAAGUCUCGGGGGCCAUACAUUUACUCUGUCCUGGAGUCAGCACAGGCUUUUCUUUCCCAGCACCCAUUUGAGGAAUUAGAAGAACCAACUUUGGAAAGCAAAGAUGUGUCUCCGCGGCACCGGAUCCAGAACAUCAGCCGCUUUGUGUGGAAGCAGGCCAACGUGGCCAGCGAGCUGUGGGAGAAGCUCACGGCCCGCUGCGUGGACCAGCACCGCCACAUUGAACGGACCCUGGAGCAGCUGCUGGAGAUUAAAGGGGCUAUGGAAGAGCUCAGCAUGACCCUGGACCAGGCUGAAAGUGUGCGGGAGACCUGGGAACCCAUCGGGGACCUCUUCAUUGACUCCUUGCCGGAGCACAUCCAGUCCACCAAGCUGUUCAAAGAGGAGCUCUCUCCCGUGAAGGAUGGGGUGAAAGUGGUCAAUGAUCUUGCACACCAGCUUGCCAUCUCAGAUGUCCACCUGUGCAUGGAGAAUUCCCGUACCCUGGAGCAGAUCAACACCCGCUGGAAACAGCUGCAGGCCUCCAUAAACGAACGCCUGAAGCAGCUCCAAGAUGCCCACAGGGACUUCGGACCAGGCUCCCAGCACUUCCUCUCCUCCUCUGUCCAGGUCCCCUGGGAGCGAGCCAUUUCCCCCAACAAAGUGCCAUACUACAUCAACCACCAGGCCCAGACGACGUGCUGGGACCACCCGAAGAUGACAGAGUUGUACCAGACGCUGGCGGAUUUGAACAACAUCAAGUUCUCUGCGUAUCGGACGGCCAUGAAACUCCGGCGGGUGCAGAAAGCCCUUCGAUUGGACAUGGUCACCCUGGCCACGGCUUUGGAAAUCUUCAAUGAGCACGACCUGCAGCCCAGCGACCGGGCGAUGGACGUGGUGGAGGUGAUCCACUGCCUGACCGCCCUCUACGAGCGGCUGGAGGAGGAGCGGGGCAUCCUGGUCAACGUGCCCCUCUGCGUGGACAUGAGCCUCAACUGGCUGCUGAACGUCUUUGACAGCGGCCGCAGUGGGAAGAUGAGGGCUCUCUCUUUCAAGACGGGCAUUGCGUGUCUGUGCGGGACAGAGGUCAAGGAGAAGUUCCAGUAUCUCUUCAGCCAAGUGGCAAACGCCGGGGGCCUGUGUGACCAGCGGCACCUGGGCGUCCUGCUCCACGAGGCCAUCCAGGUCCCGCGCCAGCUGGGCGAGGUGGCGGCGUUCGGGGGCAGCAACGUGGAGCCCAGCAUCCGCAGCUGCUUCCGCUUUAGUAAUGGGAAGUCUGCCAUUGAGGCAUCCCAGUUCCUGGAGUGGGCCAACCUGGAGCCGCAGUCCAUGGUGUGGCUGGCGGUGCUGCACCGGGUGGCCAUGGCCGAGCAGGUGAAGCACCAGACCAAGUGCUCCGUCUGCCGGCAGUGCCCCAUCAAGGGGUUCAGGUAUCGGAGCCUGAAGCAGUUCAAUGUGGAUAUCUGCCAGACCUGCUUCCUCACUGGGCGAGCCAGCAAGGGCAACAAGCUGCACUACCCCAUCAUGGAGUACUACACCCCGACCACAUCCAGUGAGAACAUGAGAGACUUUGCCACGACACUGAAGAACAAGUUUCGGUCCAAGCAGUACUUCAGCAAGCACCCACAGAGAGGUUACCUGCCCGUCCAGUCUGUGCUCGAGGCUGACUUCUCCGAGACCCCAGCCUCCUCCCCGAUGUUGCCGCAUGCCGACACACACUCCCGGAUCGAGCACUUUGCCAGCAGGCUUGCAGAGAUGGAAAGCCAGAACUGUUCCUUCUUCAGUGAUAGCCUGUCCCCUGAUGACAGCCUGGAUGAGGACCAGUACCUGCUGCGCCACUCCAGCCCCAUCACGGACAGAGAGCCUGGGGGCAGCCAGCAGCUUCCAGGAGGCCUCAACAUGGAUGACAAGGGAGAGCUGGAGAGAGUCCUGGCCCACUUAGAGGAUGAAAACAGGAUCCUCCAGGGAGAGCUGAGACGUUUGAAAUGGCAGCAUGAUGAGGCAGUGGAGUCCCCAAGCUUGGCCACAGGCUCACCUGAAUCCGUGCAAGACCCACGUAACGAGGAGCUCCUGGCAGAAGCACGAAUCCUGCGGCAGCACAAGAGCCGCCUGGAGACACGGAUGCAGAUCCUGGAGGACCACAACAAGCAGCUGGAGUCACAGCUGCACAGGCUGAGGGAGCUGCUGCUGCAGCCUCCAGCAGAGUCAGAAGGCAAUGGUUCAGCAGCCUCCUCCUUGGCUUCAUCUCCACAUCAGUCAGAAGGCAGCCAGGCAAAGGAGAAAGAGCACAACACCCCUGACACGGAAACUGCAGAUGAGGUGGAAGCCAAAACCCAGGAAGUCAGCAUGUGCCUGGAAGACAUAAUGGAGAAGCUGCGGAGCGCCUUCCCCACCUCCCGAGGUAUGACCUCCCUUAUCUAACACCUCCUGUGAGCCAGAGGCUUUUCCUAACCAGCUACCUGGCUGCUUUCCUUCCCCUCUCUCCCUGCCAUGCUCCCUGUGCUGCAGCAGACCUCACACAGUCUCCCUCCGAGCUGGUGGUGCAGGAUGCUUGCCAGCUGCAGAAGAUCUCAGGGGAACAUAGGUCAUGCAGGAGUGGGACUGUGGGCUCCCCAGGAGGCUGGUUUCAUCAGUGGGCUGCAGUGUCCAAGCCUGGGUGGGAUGGUUCAGAAGAAAGAACUGAAGCCAUGAAAACUGCCUGUCUCCCCUGGCACCCACGGGCUGCUGCCUUUGCCUGUAGCCCUCGGGGGAUGCAGAGCUCAGCAUCCCACUCCUCAUUCGUGCCCAGGAGCUUCCAGGUCUAUGGGCACCAAAACACACCUGGAGGCACACAAUUUUUAAAAUAACUCUUUAUAACAGUAACCAGCUGACAGCCUUAUGGUUUGAACUCUGCCACCCAAGGCUCUGCAGCCAGCCAGGCACAUACCACCAGGAGAGAGUCUGUGAGGUUUAUGGAGUAGGGAUUGAGUCCAUGUUAGAGCUUCAGCCCAGCUAGUAGCCUUAUAUUCAGAGGGUCUUUAUAACAGAGCCUUAUUGUUUAAUUUGCAUAUAUUUCUAUAUAUUAUAUAUAUAUAUACUGUACUUAAAUACUCUCAUGGACUCACUCUAUUAAACUCUAAUACCUUAAGUGUAGCUGCCCUUCACUUUCAGAGCAGCCCAACUCCUGCUCCCGGGGGAACCAGCACCUUCCCUGUUGCUGCUGUUGCUGCAGGGCUGCUGUGAGGGAGCUCAGUGAGGGCUGGACCCACAGCAGGUACUUCAUCCUGCCUGGUUUCCUGGGGAUCUGUGCCUUUGCCGUGGCAGAGUCCUGCACAGACCCAGCUCCUUGCCUGGGGAGCCUCAGCUGCUGCAGGGAGGGUUUCUCCAGCCGUACCCCAGCCCCGAGGCCGCUUGGGCUGAUGCCAGUGCAUGGCAGAGUGGCGGGCAGCAGGGCAGGAAGGGCACCUGGUGCUGCCCCAGGGAGCAGCUGCCCUGCUGCUGCUGACCAGCUUUGGGUCAGGCUGGGCUGGAGCCCUCCUUGGCAGCGGUCCCGUGGCAGUGCAGGGAGGCUGGGCAGCCCGGGGGUGGUGGCUCGGGUGCCCAGGGUCCCUGGGCUGGCUGUCUUGUGCUGUGGUAUGUCGAGAAAGGCAGAGUCAGGUGCUGCAGGGUAACCCAGAGCGGGGGCUGGCAUGGCCCUGCUGCUCUGGAGCCACGGGUUGUGGAGAGGUGAGAGGCUUGAGCCCCCUCGGGGCAGGGCAGGGCUGCACACCGGGGUGAAACAUCCCAUUUAACGGGGCUGGCAAGGACAGAGCCGGGGCUGCUGCUGCUGGCAGGGACAGGACACGGUGCUGAGCUGUCCGGGGAGGUUGUGACCAGGGCAGCCCAGGGCUGUGGGCUUGGCUCUGGGCUGUUGGCAGAGGUGAGGAGCAGUGUCCACCCCAGGGACAAGGUGGUGUGAGCCCUUACAGCCGGGGCAUUCAGCAGGUAGCGCUCCGGUGGCUGCUGGCAGCAGCGUGGGUGGCUGUCCUUGCUGUCCCCUGUGCCGGCCAGGUGAGUGGCAGGAGGGCAGUGUGGUGGAAUUCGGGUGGCUUUGGCAUGCUGUGUCAGGCUGUGGGUGAGAGGGACACCGGGCCAGCCUGUGAAACAGAGCUGGACCCCUCUGUUAUCCCAGGGGCAGGAUGGGAGCAGCGUGGGGAGCAGCAGAGUGAGGCUUGGCCUGAGAGUGUGCUCAGGAGCAUACAGCCUUGGGGGGCACUGGAGGAAGAAAAAGGGCAGAAUUCUCUGGGACCAGAGCUGUUGGCCCCAGUGCCAGGUGUGGGGAGCAGAGGUGGCCAGGUUGGAUGCUUGGUGUUUGGGAGCCAGGAUGUGUCAGGGAGGGGAGCAGGCUGGCUAAUGCUCUGGUAACUAUGUACUGUGGUGCUGCUGUCCUCACUGCUUUGUGGCAUCUCUGCUCUGGAAAGAGAAUAAAUUUGUAUUUAUACUGAUUCCUGAA